AUGUCAAAUUUUAAACCCUUUGCUACGAAAAUGGAUGGAGUCACUCACAAGCAAGAGAAGAGUCUUACUCAGUCUGAAAAAUCACUUUCGUACUCUAGAUCUUCUUCAAUACGGGAAGACCUUGAUUGUGCUCUUUCUAAGAUAUCAGACCUCCUUGAGAAUGAUAUAAAGGAAGAUAAAUGGAAAGAUUUUAACAUUUACAAUGAAGCUAUGAAGGAUGUAGACUCAGCCUCUCAAUUUGACAUCCAUUUCGAACAAAGAAGUCCUCUUAAAGAGAAAAACAGUAAUUUAGCACUGAAUUGAGCUAGCCAAACUUCUAUGAAGAAUAUUGAUAAAUCUCCUCAUUUGAGUGCACAAGGAGCGUUCCUGGAGAAGAGGCCCAUGCAGCACGAAACUCCUGAGAAAUCAGCUAAAGACUUGGACAAACAGUGAGAAGACCUAUUCAAACUUGAGAACUGCAGCUCAGUCAAGGAGUUUGUUGAAGAGCUGUCUAAAAUUAUUGAACUCUCCAACCAGAAAGAUAGCAUGCCUGAACUUCAGGAAAGCACAGAUGUGAAAAAGGUAGACAGGAAAAAUAAGCUGUCUGAAGCAGUGCCUCUGCUUAAUAAUACAAAUCGCAGGACUACUGCUCCAAAGGAAAGCUGUCUCUCAGAUAUAAGGCGAAACUUAUGAAAUGAAAAUUUAAACUCUUCUGAUUCAAAAUCGGUCACCUCAGAAUCGAUGGGUGCUGAAGAGUUCAUUAAGAAGAUGGAGAUGGAUUCAUCCAUCUUCAAUGACUACAUCAACAAGAGCACAAGGUCCUUACGGAUCACCAAAACUCAGGACGGAAAGGAAAAUAUGUUUACUCAAAACGAGAACCCUGCACUUGAAGCUCCCAUUGAUGAUGGUAGUAAGACAAGCAAGGUGUCCUCAAGAGUAGAAAAAUCAGCUAACACAUUCAAUGAUGACAUAUUUAUGGACAUCCAAAGGCUAAUUGAACGAGACAAUAAGAAAGGGUCGAAUUGACUCAAAAAUUGUGAUGUCAGGUCCCUAAUUUCAGCUGAGACAAUGACUAAGAUUUAUCAGGAUAAAUAAGGUCCAAGAAGUGGUCAAGCGCAUCUAUGAUAGAGAGCUAAAAAUUAAGAACAAGAUAUCCGACCUCCGUAUGGCCAAACGCAUGGAGGAACUCCAGGCUUGAAGGCAAAAGCCAGAGAUCUCUGAGCGGUCAAAGAAGAUUAUACAGAAGAAGAGUUCCUGGAUUCCUAUAUAUCAACAGGAAAGAAUCGACCAAGUUCAGAAGGCCAGGAACAAAAAUAUCAACUCCCUUGCUGAGAAACUCCAAAAAGAGAAGGAUAAGAAGGCUCAACUUGAAGAAGAAAUGCUUCAGCGUUAUCACAAAAACAGAAAGAUUACUGUUUCUCAGUUUGAACAGCAAUAUACUCAGAAAAUGAGUGAAUAUCAGAGUAAUCUUAAAAUGCGUGCAGAUAAGAAACUGGAGAGAGAUCUUGAUGAAUGCACCUUCAUUCCUAUUACAAAUCAUAACAAGAAGACUAAGAAGAAGCAGUUAGAGAGCAAGUCUCAAACUCCUCUGAGAUCUGCUACUAAUGUUGUUGACAGAAUGGAGAAAUACCAGAAAGUCAAGUUUAAUAAAAUGGAGAAGCGAAGAAGAGAUCUCACUCCAAAGUUCAAGCCAAAAGUUCUAGAAACUUAUAAUAGUAGAAGAAAGAGUAGUAGAGCUAGUAAAUCCCAAAAGGCGGUCAGAGAGCGAGAAGAGAAAAGGGAAGAGAGUUCUCAGACAAUAUUAUUCUCUAGUGUUGGAUCUUCUCAUUCUAAACCCCCUCUGAAGAAAGAAGCUGUACUCUUGAAGGAAGACCAAAAGUUAAACAAGGAUUUAGAUUUAAACAAUGACUACCAUUUUGAUUUCCAGAGCCUUCCCAAUACAGAUUCCAAAAAUGAUGAAAAACCUCAAACCUGUUCCAAACCUACCAAAAUUACUCAAGAGCCUGAAUACGUAACCUUCACGAAUCUCCAUCCAAUUCUAACAUCAAAACACCCUUCCUCCAUCCCUCUGCCUCAAAAAUCAUCAGAGCCUCCUAAGACGUUCAAAACCCCUUCUAAUCCCACAAAAGUUCGUCCAGAAUCUGCUUCCACCAUCGAUCUGCCCUCUUGGAACCACUCUUCCAUCCAAUCUCUAAAAGAAGACUACAACACGCCUGAAUUUGACAGGAACACUACCACAAUCAGCUGUAAGAGCAGCUUCAGCACUAAAGAAGUCAAGUCUAGGUCCAAUAGCUCCAAAAGGACUAGUACUCAGAAAAAGAAGGCAUCCAAGAAGAAAUUUAAGUGCAAAAGUCGGAAACAAACUAAAUUUGACCCAGAUACUACUCUGAAGACAAGUAAGAGCAGACAGAGCUCUAAUUCAAGCUUUGGGAGAACAAGUAUUGAAAGAAAACCAGCAAAACCUAUCUUGAGUAGCGACCUUCAGUCUAUUCUUCAGAGCAUUAAUGUGAGCUACAGUGAUAUGUUUAACAAGAAGAGACAACAAAGUCUUAAGCGAAAGGACAACAAAUAAUCGUCACAAAGAUAUUCUCUAAUUAAAUCUAAAUGUAGAAUCUAUUGGUCACACUUAAAGAGUUCCAAUAUAUUCCCAGUAGCUUAUCUCAACAUAAGUAUUUAUUUACAUACUGUAUUUCAAAU
Molecule: messenger RNA, 2676 nt
Organism: Moneuplotes crassus
Lineage: Eukaryota; Ciliophora; Spirotrichea; Euplotida; Euplotidae
Source: the annotation of a GenBank genome assembly